Chenopodium quinoa (quinoa) is the source of this 3472-nucleotide messenger RNA. Its product is annotated as acyltransferase-like protein At3g26840, chloroplastic. The record is from RefSeq and is a predicted model, not a curated record. The transcript is spliced from 17 exons. Lineage: Eukaryota; Viridiplantae; Streptophyta; Magnoliopsida; Caryophyllales; Amaranthaceae. The coding region runs from base 815 to 3139 and encodes 774 amino acids. Gene Ontology annotation, cellular component: membrane.
GAAGUAAAUUGUGUAGUUGGCAAUGAAUUCCAAUGAUGAUGAUCAAUUCUAUUAGUUUGAUCGCUUUAACUGCUGUAUCAUAGGAGGAACCACCUGUACGCUGUAUCCAUGAAAAUGUGGACCACUGUGACUACGACAGUGACCGGAUCAUGCGUGUUAUCCAACUUAUUUUACAGGGCACCUGUAAUGUUAGAUGAUUUACUCUGCAGGAGUUAAUCUGCAGCAACUGCGACUAGGUCAUCUGUAUUGACUAUUGAAAGACUGGCAGUGCCGGCUUGCACAUGGAAUUGGUGAUACCAUGAUCAGUAGUUUUAGUGAUAGGCAUAGACAUAGACAGACAUAGUCGGGUUAGAUUGAAAUCGAGAGGAGGGGAAUUGCCAGAUUUGCCAGCCGAAGAUGAUCAGGCACAAGUUGAGCACCAAGUGAGGAGUGCCUGCAGAAUAAGUUAAAGUCUAAAGUUAUACAUGCACCAACUUGACAUACUUUGAACAAUUGAUGGUCUGGGUUCGAUUGGGGGACCGAGAUGGUUUUCCCCGUUGGACUGCAGUCCAAAUCCAAGAGCUCUCCCCUAUGAAACUAAAAGUUCCUACCCCAAGCCCAAGCCCCUACCCCUGCUCCUUUAUCUCCCUGGUUGCUUCUCUGUCAUUUACUUCUAAUUUUUCUUCUUCUACUUCUUUUGAUUUUUUUGUAAGCGUGACUGUGUCUGUCUCUGCAGUGUAUAUAUGCAGGGAUUGACGGCAGCAGGCCAGGACUUGUAAGGCAGCACCAUAAGAUUAGACAGCUAUUCUGGCCAGAAGAGCCUCAAUUUGUUCCGAUGGCAGCAAGAUUUAGAGCCAAAAUCGUUCCUUUUGGGUUGUGGGCGCAUAUGAUUUCUUUGAAGACUGAGGGAAUUGUUGCAAACCAACCACGGCAACCAGCAGUCCAGCACACACAUUCCUAUAACAUUCUCGAAAUUCCAGGACGUUUAUACUAUUUGUUCGGGAAACUAAUAGAAACAGCAGGAGGCUACCUCGCCGGCGCCGGAUUAUCAUCGACACCACUAACUUUGUUCGGCACUGCCUCAUCACAGCGGCGGCCGGCGGUCAUUAUUGCAGUCAACGCAGAGCGUAAGCUUAAUUCAUGGCCGGCUUCCGCCGCAACAGCCACCGCAACGCCGACGGUAGAAGUGGCGGUAGGUCAGGAUGAUAUUCAUAUCAACGGAAAAGCCUUUAUUUCCGGCGCGAUGGAAGAGGAGCAGGAAGUUAAGAGGAGUUGGAGGGAUUACUUUGAAUUGGCUAAGCUCUUUAUCGGAUCUGAUGGUGGAAGUGGCCGUGGUCCGCCUCGUUGGUUUUCGCCAUUGGAGACUGGGAAGAGAAUGCCCAACUCUCCUCUUCUUCUCUACUUGCCCGGACUUGAUGGUCUUGGAUGUGGACUUGUUUUACAACAGCAAAAACUAGGCAAGAUUUUUAAUGUAUGGUGCUUGCACAUACCUGUCAAGGACCGAACUCCAUUUCAAGAAUUGGUAAUGCUGGUAGAGGAAACUGUUAGAUCAGAGUAUGGUUGUUAUCCUGGGAGACCCAUAUAUCUUGUUGGCGAAUCGAUGGGAGGAUGUCUUGCAUUAGCUGUGGCAGCUCGAAAUCCUGAUAUUGAUCUUGUACUCAUUUUGGCUAAUCCCGCUACAUGUUACAACAAGUCACACCUGCAAUCUCUGUUACCUCUACUGGAAGUCAUCCCUGAUGAGCUUUCUCUGAUUAGUUUACCAUACACCCUCAGCCUAAUGACAGGUGAGCCCUUUAAUCUGAUCUCUUCUAGUGCGGGGAAAGGGAUUGAACAACAGACAACAUUGGAACAACUUUCUCAAGGUCUUGGUGAGCUGUCAUCAUACUUUUCUGUCUUGGCUGAUAUCCUUCCUAGAGACACACUUUUGUGGAAGCUGCAGAUGAUGAAAUCAGCUUGCUCAUAUGCCAAUUCGCGUUUACAUGCUGUCAAAGCUCAGAUUCUAAUUCUGGCCAGUGGAAGGGAUCCACUAUUGCCAAGCUUGGAGGAAGCUGAAAGGAUUCAAGGGGCUUUACCAAAACAAGAGAUUCAUGUGUUAAAGAACAGUGGUAAAAUGCCAAAGUGUGAGAUCCGCAAAUUCAACGAUUCUGGUCAUUUUCUCUUCCUGGAAGAUGAUGUUGAUUUAGUGACCAUUAUAAAGGGCACAAGUCUCUAUCGCCGUGGUAAAUUCCAUGACUAUAUUUCUGACUAUUUGCCUCCCACUGAAGCUGAAUUUAAGAAAACAGCUGAAUCAUUCAGAUGGCUUGAAAUUGCUACUGGACCGGUAAUGCUCUCUACUUUGGAGAAUGGUGAUAUUGUGCGAGGCCUUGCAGGAAUUCCCAGUGAAGGUCCUGUUGUAUAUGUUGGCUAUCACAUGAUACUGGGUUUGGAGAUUUAUCCCCUGGUAAUAAAUUUUAUGUCAAAGAGAAAUAUCCUCAUGAGGGGGCUUGCACAUCCUAUGAUUUUUGCAAAGCUGCAAGAAGAUGCCCUGGAUCUUUCUAUGUUCGAUUCAUAUAGGAUCAUGGGUGCAGUUCCAGUCUCGGCCAGUAACUUCUACAAGUUGCUUUCUUCAGGUUCUCACAUUCUUCUGUAUCCAGGAGGAAUGCGUGAAGCUCUUCAUAAUAAGGGUGAGGGAUAUCAGUUAUUUUGGCCAGAAAGGUCUGAAUUUGUGAGAAUGGCUGCUAGAUUUGGAGCCAAAAUUAUACCUUUUGGGGCUGUUGGAGAAGAUGACAUUUGUGAGAUUCUACUAGACUCAGAAGAUCAGAUGAAGAUUCCAUACCUCAGAGAAACAAUAGAGAAACGAACUACUCAGUUUAAAUUAAGGACUGACAUGGAAGGGGAAGUUGCAAACCAACCUGCGUAUUUACCAGGACUUCUGCCAAAACUUCCUGGCCGUUUCUAUUUCCUGUUUGGUAAACCAAUUGACACAGCAGGGAUGAAACAGGAAUUGAGAGACAGAGAGAAAGCUCAUGAAGUGUAUUUGCAAGUGAAGUCGGAGGUUGAGCGUUGCAUCUCAUAUUUAAAAGAGAAAAGGGAAAAAGAUCCCUACCGGAGUCUUGCUGCCCGAACAUUGUACCACACCAUUCAUGGUUCCGAGGAUGAUGCUCCCACAUUCGAGCUUUAAUUAUUAUUUACAUAAUUACAAAUGGUCCAGUCAUCAUAUAUACUUCCUACACAGCAAACGAUUGGUGACUCAAUUCUUUCUCUGCUUAAUACGAAGUUAAAACUUCAACUUCGUAUUGGUUCUGAUAAUAUAUGAUGAAAAAUUAACAUUAUGUAAUUGCUGUAUCGGUUUUUUAUUCUUUUCAUAUUUGAAUAUAGAUUUAGUACUGUUAAAUAAGGUUGUGGUAAUGUGGUCUAUGAUAAUUUUCAUAAUUAAAGACUAGUUAACGUGUAAGCAUUGAAACGCCACCCAUAAUAAUGAUCAAUUAUGCAAAUAUUGUGUUCAAUUUGACUA